Trypanosoma rangeli is the source of this 801-nucleotide messenger RNA. RefSeq names its product 2,4-dienoyl-coa reductase-like protein. Gene Ontology annotation, molecular function: oxidoreductase activity. The record is from RefSeq and is a predicted model, not a curated record. The transcript has a single exon. The coding region runs from base 1 to 801 and encodes 266 amino acids. NCBI's taxonomy places the organism in Eukaryota, Euglenozoa, Kinetoplastea, Trypanosomatida, Trypanosomatidae.
AUGACAGAGACGUUGAUGGCUGCGGAGGCGCUUGCGCGGUUUGGUGGGGUGCAUGUAAUGAACACGAGUAUCAGUAUGCAUGACUCGCCUGCGCAGACAGUGGCGUCAUACGUCCCACAGGCAGCCUUUGCGAGAUAUGUGCAGAAGGUGCGGCAACACCUACGUUCUUGUGGUCUCAAUCUUCCCGUUGUGGCCACGCACCGUGUGCAUUCCAUCGCAGUAACAGGGUGUCUCCUGCGUGCGGGUGUGUGCGAUUUAGUCGGGGUGGCGCGGCCACUGUUGGCGGACCCGCAAAUGACUCGAAAAGCAGAAGAGGGUCACGAGGAGGCUAUCAUUCCAUGUAUUGCCUGCAACCACUGUGUGAAUCGCCUCUACAAGCAUCAGCGUAUCACCUGUGCGCUUAAUCCUACUAGUGGGUACGAACUUGAGCGGCGUUGGCGCCCAACGCCGUACAAAAAGAGCGUGGCAGUCAUUGGCGCAGGUGCGACUGGUGUCACGUGUGCGCUGACACUCUGGCGCCGUGGACACGAUGUGACGCUCUUUGAGAAAUCCAACUUUAUUGGCGGUCAGCUGAACCUGGCCAAGGUGGUACCAGGGAAGGAGCCCUACCAGGAGGUGCUGGAGUACUGGACCCGACAACUGCGUCAGUCGUCGAUCAAUGUUCGUCUUGGAGCCGAGUUUACGCGGGAGGAUAUGGCGCGGAAUCAUCAGUGUUUUUCACACGUUGGUGCUUUGCUGUGGAAGUGUGCCGCGCCCGUUCACCUCACACCAAAUCCCUGGACACCUCCGAGUGCCCUAUAA